Molecule: messenger RNA, 755 nt
Organism: Thamnophis sirtalis
Lineage: Eukaryota; Metazoa; Chordata; Lepidosauria; Squamata; Natricidae
Source: RefSeq, a predicted model, not a curated record
ACAUGUUAAAAAGUUCAAGCUAACUGUGAAAGCUGUUGUGUCUGAGUUGGCGGGUCUCCUUGUUCUCCUACAGGGGUAGAAGAAUCGCAGCCCGAUUUCCGCUAUGCCUGGAUUGAUGUUGUUUGGCCGGCGUUGGGUUAUAGGCAGUGAUGACUUUGUCUUUCCUGGAGCCUUUGAAUUGUUCAUCAGAGUGACCUGGAACCAUUUCCAACCCCGGACCACGAAAAUCCCUCCCGAAACUUCUAUACAUCCGUCUAGCUCUCUACAUCCCGGAGCUGAUCUGGGCUGUGGUUGGAACGGUGUGGAUAGCCGACAAGCGAGUAAAGUGCGAAAGAGCUAUGAUCGAUGCCAUUUUUGGAACCGUUAUCGUCAGCUGGGCGAUCAUAAUCUUCACGUUGGUAGCUGUUUUCAUUUUUUUUGACCCUCUCGGGAGGAAGACAGUCUACCUGGCUGACUGCGCCAGUCGCAAUCUGGAAAGCAGCCAGUCGGAGCAGCUGUUCUUCAACAUCAAGAAGAGGGCCACACGAGUCUGGGAAAAGAGGAUCCGUCUGUUGUGUUGCUGCAUCAUGCAAAACGACGAUCACCGCGUGGCUUUUACGAGCAUCGCCGAACUUUUCCGUUCCUACUUCUCGGACACUGACUUAGUGCCGAGCGACAUAGCAGCCGGCCUGACUCUGCUCCACCAGCAACAAGAUAAGGUUGAAAAUUCAAAAGACCCCGCCGAAGUUUUAAUUCAGCCCCCAUCGCCUCCAGAG